AGUUCAGUGUGGCAGGAAAGUCCCCAAAAUGAGUUGCUCCAAAUGCUCAACUCCGGCUGACCAGGCUCCGGACAAGCAGAACUGCCAGUUCAAUGUGGAGGGAAAGGUAUUUGAAUCCAUUGGAUAAAUCAGAGCAAGAAUGGUCAAGGAAAUUUACAUUUAACAUUGCAAAUGAUUUGUAUUUAAGGCAAACAUGUUAAAAAUAAAGGUUUUAAAUAUUAAUUUGCCUAGAUAAUUGUAAUGUGGAGGGAGAAAGAUACAGAAUGAAGAAGAGAGCAAAGAGAAGUAGUAGCUAGAGAACACUGGUCCACUUUUAUACCGAGACCAUCAUCUGUACAACCCGACCACGGACCCUUUCUCAUCAACAUUGAGUAUAUCACUCCCAGGUUUUGGUGGGAAAAAUGUUCAGCUCUAAUAAAAGAUUUUAGAAUACAAGUCAUUGCGGGUCGCUGAUUCCAAAUGCCACUGGAUUUUGUCCUCAGCAUGAAUGCUUAACCCUCAUCCUACCAGCUUAUUUAACAUUCAAGGCCUACCUUGUAUGUUAAAUUGAAUACAGACAAUAAUACUUACCACUGUAAUAAACCAUCAAAGCAGAAUUUUUUCUUCUUAAAACAUUACCGAUAUGUAAUUAAAGUAAUCUGAAAAAGAAUGACUGAUUAUUAUAUUAUUUUAGGAAAGUCACUGUGGUUUUAAACGAAAAUCUAUAGCCUACUUUUCUUUAAUACAAAUUACAGCUUUUAUACCAAGUACAUUCCACAUCGAUACUUAAAAGCUUAAUCAUCAUUAUUUGAUUCUGGUAUAAUUUAGUUUUCAGUAAUUUCAAGUAAACAUUAUUUGUGUAAGUAUGACUAAAUGUAAAAUGACUAAAUGUAUAUUUAUGGUGAAACCAACCAGAGUCGUUUUGACCCCAAUAUAAAAUAAACCCAUAGACAUUGUCUUUCAAUAUAAAGUAGCCUAGCCCAGAUAGAGACAUUGGUCUCAGUAUGACCCCCUGUCAAAAUAACGUUUAAAAUAAUGUUGAAUAAAUGUAAUUCAAAUUUAGAUUUUUAUUUGUACACAAUGUAAAAUGAAUGGUGUUUACAUUGAACACCACACCCUAUACAGCCAGCACACGAUUUGGCUCAUGCUAUGAUCAGGUGUAGAGCUCGUUUACGUCUAGGUGUAGGGAGCCAUAACGUAAACCGCAAACACCGAAUUUAAAAGAAUAGGCUACAUGUUUAUUUUACAAAAACACUACAGAGAACAAUGGAAAUACGAACGGUGCCAAAGAAAAGUAGGACUAAUUUAUCAAAAGAAGCCCUAACCACGUAACCAAAAACAACCCUAAACUAAAAUACACGUAGCACUCGUUCCUAACCUGAAGUGUAACAUAGAUGUUAACGUAAUGGCACUCAUGGGCAGCUUACCUAUACCCUCGUCACUUGGUGAUGAACCAAACGAAACAAAAAUCACUAUACCGAGUAAAGCCGAGUAAAACAACAACAAAGAAUACAUGUAAAUAUAAGAACAGAAGCACUGGGAAAACACGAAAACAAAAACGAAAGUUUCCGUUCAAGCAGAACAGCCGACGGUAGAACAGAUCAAACACGGUUUACAAGUCGACUAACGAACGGAACACAGGUGAAGCCUGAAAGGGAGACGGACAGACAUCUGAUUGGACAAGGACAUGCUCGCUGUGAUAACGAUUGAGGUUUGACAAGCCAAUCAGAGAGACAUUUGAAAAACGAAUGAGACGGGUGGAAACAAGAGGGAGACAAAACCACAACACACAACAAAAAGGACACCGGACACAGAUAGUACAGAUAUACAAAUCAGGUAUAUCAGAUAUAACAUCAGGGCAUGGCGUGACAGGAGCAAAACAUUUGCUACCUUCCUGUCUUUGUUUCCGAGAAAAAGCUACACCUUUUUCAAAUUGAUUUUCGGUCGAAGCAGAACAAAUUUUCCGAGCUCCCGUGACGGCAAUGGCGGAGCCAGGGGGUGGCCGGGGGUGGCCACGGCCACCCCCCGUAGAAUCUCGGCCACCCCAUUGGCCACCCCAAGCACCACAUCAGAGCGGUUAAAAGUUUUGACGGCUGUGGAAAAAUGCGGAACCUUUCUCGCACCGCUAGUACACUGUCGGACCCUUUAGCCACGCGCAGCGCGCACACAUCCUGUAUUUGAAUUAAACGGCUCAAGCAUGGCCUGAGAAUGCCUGUUACCACCUGACGCUUCGACCGGCACCUGCGGCUAAGUGAAGAAACGCAAAACAGAAAGGUAUGAUAUCAUAAUGGAUGUUGUUUUUGUCUUCUAAUAACUGUGACUAUCCCACCCAUGACUAUCUAUUUUGCGAAGUUUAGAAGCAAGCUAGAUCGGAGGAGAACAUAGUAAACUGUUAAAAUUGCUAUAUGCUAUGCUGUAUUUGAUAACUACGUUGCCAGAACGUGUUAUGAUUGUGUCAGGUAUAUACAGUAUGCAUUUUGGAUAGGUGUCAUUAAAGAGGGAAAAAUAAUGAAGAGGAAGAAGGCAGACAUAGCGUCCUUCUUCAGGGCAAGUGGAAAGAAGACAGCUAAGGCAAAGAAUGAGGAUGAGAUGGAGAAAAAACAGGCAGAGAGUGAGGAUGAGGAGCCCCCAGAGAGCAGCAACUUAAAUGGACCUCCAGGUAUACAGUAUAGAGACUCACAUAUAGUACAGCUUGAUAUGAUGUUAUCUUAUUUACAAUUGGCUUAAAGUGUGUCUAUUCAUAUACAGGUCAGGUUGAAAGUGCAAGUAUGAAUACAGAAUAAGUGUAUUCUUUUUUUUCACCUGAAUUCCGAAUAAUGUUGAGAUGUUUCCUAUAUGUGUCUAAAAUAGCUCUGCAUCGCCUGGUGAGACACAUGCUUGCCACCCAAAAAUUAUCACUGGCCCCAUCCUGGCCACCCCAAUGGAAAUUCCCUGGCUCCGCCACUGCGUGACGGUCCGCUUGGAUCGGGGCUUGGAGCAUGGCAGUAUCCGCUCUCCUCUUCAUAUGUGGCAUGACGGAUGCCCAGCUGUCUCAGUAGAUUCGGCGACGUCAGCCAUGUUCAGGAAACUUCCAAUCUGGGAAGUUCCCCAUCCAGAUGAUGACGGCAUCAACAUCCUGGACUUUGUCGUCCGUGUUCAACGAUCCCAUACAUGAGGAUGUGGAAAUGCACCCUUUGCUGGUCCGCAUCAUUGACACACCCCAGUUCCAGAGACUUCGCUUCAUCAAGCAGCUUGGAGGGGCCUGCUUCGUCUAUCCUGGGGCGACCCACAACCGCUUUGAGCACUCCAUAGGAGUGAGUCACCUGGCAGGGAAACUGGUCAAGGAGCUGAAAGAGCGGCAGCCAGAACUUCAAAUCACUUGCAGAGACUUCCUCUGUGUGCAGAUCGCUGGCCUCUGCCACGACCUGGGACAUGGCCCUUUCUCCCAUUUGUUUGAUAAGAUGUUUAUCCCCAAAGUCUCUAGAGGAAGGACAUGGAAGCACGAGGAUGCGUCCGUGGCCAUGUUUGACCACCUUGUCGACCAAAAUGAAUUGAAGAUGGAGCAGCAUGGUCUGGUUCUGCCUGAAGACCUGGACUUCAUCAAGGAACAAAUUGCUGGACCGAAUGACAGAAUCAUUCAGGAGGUAUCAGUGACAGUAUGGCCUUACAAAGGCAGACCAGUGGAGAAGUCCUUCCUGUACGAAAUCAUAGCCAACAAGAGAAACGGUGUUGAUGUUGAUAAAUGGGACUACUUUGCCAGGGACUCUUACUACCUAGGUCUUCAGAGUAACUUUGACCAUGACCGCUAUAUCAACUUUGCCCGAGUCUGUGAUGUGGAUGGGGAGUAUCAGAUCUGUACCAGAGACAAGGAAGUGGACAACCUGUAUGACAUGUUCCACACCAGAUUCAGCCUCCACAGACGAGCCUACCAGCACAGAGUGGUCAAUCUCAUUGAGCUCAUGAUCGCAGACGCCCUUGUCAAAGCAAAUGAACACAUCAAGAUUGAAGGCUCUGGGGGGAAAAUGUUCAGAAUGUCAGACACCAUAGAUGACAUGGAGGCCUACACUAAACUCACAGACCAUGUGUUUGAGCAGAUCCUCUACUCCUCCUCUCCUGAGCUGACUGAGGCAAGAGAGAUUCUAGAGAACAUCACCCACCGACAUCUCUACAAGUUUGUUGUCGACUCUCGAAGGGAGAUCUCGCAGGACCAGUUCGAGGACUGGGCACGUGACGUGGCAAGAAGCUGGAACCUGGAUGCAAAGGACUUUGUACGCAGUGUCAUCAGAAUGGACUAUGGGAUGAAGGAGGACGACCCAAUUGACCAAAUGCGCUUCUACAGUAAGAAGGACCCAACCAAAGCUUUCAAAAUCUCCGAUGACCAGGUGUUAUACCUCAAGCCCAAGAGCUUUUCACAGCAACAGAUCAGGAUCUACUAUAAGAAGGAGAUUGAUGAACAGACUAUGGAUGCCAUUAAGGGCAACUGGUGCAGCAACUUCCCCAAACCACAGGAUGAGAUAAUGGCCAAUAGGCCCAGGUGUGGCUUACUGAGUGCAAAACUGCACAUUAGUUCUUGGGAUCCUGAUUUCUUUUCACAUUUGUUUGUUUUUUCUGUACCUGUCUUUUAAUCUGGAACAUGAAAACAGAAUAAAAUGUACAAAAUACAUUUUUGAUUAUCAA
Osmerus eperlanus (European smelt) is the source of this 4635-nucleotide messenger RNA. Its product is annotated as deoxynucleoside triphosphate triphosphohydrolase SAMHD1-like. Bases 3075 to 4583 code for a protein of 502 amino acids. NCBI's taxonomy places the organism in Eukaryota, Metazoa, Chordata, Actinopteri, Osmeriformes, Osmeridae. Gene Ontology annotation, biological process: regulation of innate immune response; defense response to virus; dGTP catabolic process. The transcript is spliced from 17 exons. The record is from RefSeq and is a predicted model, not a curated record. Gene Ontology annotation, cellular component: nucleus. Gene Ontology annotation, molecular function: dGTPase activity.